Misgurnus anguillicaudatus (oriental weatherfish) is the source of this 1993-nucleotide messenger RNA. It is a transcript of the gene adoa, whose product is annotated as 2-aminoethanethiol (cysteamine) dioxygenase a. Gene Ontology annotation, cellular component: mitochondrion. The record is from RefSeq and is a predicted model, not a curated record. Gene Ontology annotation, molecular function: oxidoreductase activity, acting on single donors with incorporation of molecular oxygen, incorporation of two atoms of oxygen. NCBI's taxonomy places the organism in Eukaryota, Metazoa, Chordata, Actinopteri, Cypriniformes, Cobitidae.
UCGCUGCUGACGUGUGUAUCCGCUAGUCAUGAAUGGGGUGGCGAAGAUGCGUGUCUGUGGGUUUUAUCCUGAUGCUAAAAUUGAUGUUUAUACGGUAAUGGGGUUUUAUCCUAACUUUUAGCAUAACUAGAUCUGUUAGUUUGAAAGUAUUUUUCGUUCCGGAAAACAGUUUUCCGGGGCUCGAAGAAAUAACGGCGACGUCAGUUUGUAUUUGGGUUUUUUAUAUUCAUAAUGCCGAAGAACAGCAAGACCUCACUGAUCCAGACGAUCGCGAGCCAGGCUUAUCAGACUUUUCACAACGGCGCUUCGUCUGGUUUUGGGGAGAAUAAUGUGUUCCUAGAGCAUCAGGCAGUCCUCGUAACCCUCUUGUCUAAAAUCACGGCCGCGGAUCUGAAUAUUGCGUCACCGAAGAAAGUCUCCAGGAAAUCUGCAGAAGCUCCAGUCACAUACAUGCACAUCUGCGAGACUGAUGCUUUCAGCAUGGGCGUGUUUCUCUUAAAGCCCGGAGCAUCCAUACCUCUGCACGAUCACCCAGGCAUGAACGGAAUGUUGAAGGUCCUGUACGGCAAGGUCAAUAUCAGAUGCUACGACAAGCUGGAAAUUGCUGUUGGUGCUGAUGCUAAAGAUGAAAGCCAAUUUGAACCUCCGCAGGGUGAUGCUGUGAGCAGAGCUGUGCUCAGGACUUCUGGACAGUUUACUGUACAAAGUGCUCCUUGUGUCUUGAGCCCUGCCAAAGACAACCUGCACGAAAUAGAUGCUGUGGAUGGACCAGCUGCGUUUCUUGAUAUACUGGCACCCCCCUAUGACCCUAAUGAUGGGAGAGAUUGUCACUACUACAAAGUUUUACAGACUGUUGGGAGAAAGGAGCAGGGUAGUGAAGAUGAAGUCUGGCUUGUGGAGAUCCCCCAGCCGGAUGAUUUCUGGUGUGGAGGCGAGCCAUACCCCGGUCCUAAUGUUUCUGUGUAGAGAUGCACACUGGAAUGGACUUGUAUGCCUGGUUGCUCCAAUUCAGCUGCGUCAACUUGUAUUUUCUAGGACCUCAAAACAGCACUACAUCAUUUUAAUGUCCAUUUCAUAGCAUUUCUCGGUCAAUGCUAUUUUUUUGGAUGUGCCUCAUUUGCUACAUCACCUCUCUGUGGCCUUUUUUGUGAAUAAUGAAUGUAUACAUGCUUGAAAAGCAUUUACUCUUGUAUAAGUGCACACACAUAUAUAUAUAUAUCUAUAUAUUACUUGUGUUUAAUUUAUUGUAAAAGAUUGUACACAAACACUUAUUCAAAUUUACUGUUUAUACCUUUGCUUUUGAAAUAUUAUUAAAAUAUUCGUAAUACAUUUUUCAUUUCGUCUGGUCCUGGAUAGUUAAAGACAUUUUUGUUUAUUAUUGCCCCUAUUAAGGUUUUUAAUGGUUUUUAUAUUGUAUUAUUAUUUGCCUUUUAAAUAGUUGAAAAAUAUAAAUAUUCCACAUUCCUCAAUUUCUAUGAGAAUGUAAAAGCUGAGGUCACCAACUCUCCUGCAGUAUGACCCCACAUCUGAAAUAUUUUUUUAAGUUUUGCAAAAAUACAUUGUGCACUGCACAUCGAGUUAUUCCAUUAACUCUGCAUUAUUUUUAAUAACUAGAAUAUUUGUUCAAUUUAAAGUGCACUUUUAAGAAUAUAGGUGCUUUGUGUGGCUAAGGAACAGGGCCCCCAAAUAUGAUGAACCUUUUGUGAGGGACCCCAUUUCUAAAACAUAUAUGACAACUUACAUAUUUUUAUGUAUGAUGAAUAUAUCAUUGGCUGGACUUAUAGUAAAGCUGGAUGUGUAAACCUGAAGACAAACAUUCAAAUGUAUUUGUACUGCAGCAACUUUGGCACUAAAAUAUUAUUUCAUAGCAGCUUUACGAACACUAGUGAGUGAGAUAAUAAGGAAAACUGUAGAAAUAUACAAAGCAAAAUGAUUCUGGAAUGUAUGUAGCAACAAAUGAGAGAUAAAUAUCUAAUAAAUGAAAACAAUCUUU